Messenger RNA from Suncus etruscus (white-toothed pygmy shrew), 736 nucleotides. RefSeq names its product F-box only protein 6-like. Gene Ontology annotation, biological process: SCF-dependent proteasomal ubiquitin-dependent protein catabolic process; glycoprotein catabolic process. Bases 1 to 624 code for a protein of 207 amino acids. Gene Ontology annotation, cellular component: SCF ubiquitin ligase complex; cytoplasm; endoplasmic reticulum quality control compartment. The record is from RefSeq and is a predicted model, not a curated record. NCBI's taxonomy places the organism in Eukaryota, Metazoa, Chordata, Mammalia, Eulipotyphla, Soricidae. The transcript is spliced from 5 exons. Gene Ontology annotation, molecular function: ubiquitin protein ligase activity.
AUGGAGCGGCUGCACUCUCAGCCUCCACUUUCUUGGGCAGACUCCUCCUCCUGCCCAUUCACCCAUUCCAGGAUGUGCCUCAAGUCACAGCUGGUGGACCUCAAAGCCAAUGGCUACUGGGAUGAACUGCUGGACCACUACCGGCCAGACAUCGUGGACCCAGCUGAUCUUGGUAGUGUCCCUGUAACUAGGCCACUCUCUGGGGACAAGGGACUGGGUGGUAUUUCCCAAGGCAGCCUUUGUCUGCCAGCUCUUGGAGUGCAGAGAGAUACACAGUGCCUGGAGCCCAGCCUGAACCUCCUACCACCCCACAGGUUUGCGCCCUGCGGUGAUUGCGAAGGCACCUACCUCCUUAGUGUGAACCUGACCACAGAGGAUCUCAACUCCCUGGCAUACUUUCAGCCGCCACCUGUGACAUUUCACCAGUGGAACGAUGCUAAGUGGAGGGAGGUCUCCCAUACUUUCUCGGACUACCCUCCCGGUGUGCGUUAUGUCCUCUUCCAGCACGGGGGCCGGGAUACCCAGAACUGGGCUGGCUGGUAUGGGCCCCGUGUUACCAACAACAGCGUCACAGUCAGCCCUACCAGAAGGACCCUUAACCCAACCCCCAAGGGCACCGCUUGAUCCUGUCUGGCCCCCACAGGGGGCCUGGCCAAGGAUCUCAGACAAGGCCACAGACCACUGGGACUUCCUGCUAAUCGGGGCAAUUGCACCGUAAUAAAUAUUUUCAGUAAAA